CCGAGGGGCCCAUCUGCAAAAUCUCUGCAAACCCCCCCCCCCUUCCUCGCCCGUUCGCCUACCUUCGGUUGGGGUGAGCCCCGAGCGCAGCCGAACUAGGGUUUCUUCUCGCCGCCGCCUUCUCGCCUCCACGCCCAGAUUGCCGGCUCUACUUGGUGAGCCGCACCGAUGGCGGAGGAAGCCAAUGGAAAGAAGGAGGAGGAGGAAUUCAGCACGGGCCCUCUGUCAGUGCUGAUGAUGAGCGUCAAGAACAAUACCCAGGUUCUUAUCAACUGCCGGAACAACAAGAAGUUACUUGGUCGUGUGAGGGCAUUUGAUCGGCAUUGCAACAUGGUUCUUGAGAAUGUUAGGGAGAUGUGGACUGAGGUACCAAAGACGGGUAAAGGCAAGAAGAAGGCUCUUCCGGUGAACAAAGACAGAUUCAUAAGCAAGAUGUUCCUCCGUGGGGAUUCAGUCAUCAUCGUUCUCAGGAACCCAAAAUGAGUUGGACGACUUUUGCUACGUUGCUGUCUACUCUGUAUGCCAAAUACUCUAAACAUGGGUGUAUGAGAGACGAUUCCUGAGGCAGAAUUAGCUUUGUCGAUGGUUUGAGUGUUUUAGUUGGAUUCUGUGAUUCACCUGUUUCGUCACUGGUACUUUCUAUUUGGCUCGCACGUACAUCAAUAUAUCGGCUGAAGUCAAAUUUAGAACUCCA
Molecule: messenger RNA, 694 nt
Organism: Setaria italica (foxtail millet)
Lineage: Eukaryota; Viridiplantae; Streptophyta; Magnoliopsida; Poales; Poaceae
Product: small nuclear ribonucleoprotein Sm D2
Exons: 5
Coding region: 169-483 (104 amino acids)
Biological process (GO): RNA splicing; spliceosomal snRNP assembly
Cellular component (GO): U1 snRNP; precatalytic spliceosome; U2 snRNP
Molecular function (GO): RNA binding
Source: RefSeq, a predicted model, not a curated record